Messenger RNA from Bufo bufo (common toad), 8061 nucleotides. It is a transcript of the gene PLXNA3, whose product is annotated as plexin A3. Gene Ontology annotation, biological process: regulation of GTPase activity; regulation of cell shape; positive regulation of axonogenesis. The transcript is spliced from 31 exons. The coding region runs from base 206 to 5917 and encodes 1903 amino acids. Gene Ontology annotation, molecular function: protein binding; semaphorin receptor activity. NCBI's taxonomy places the organism in Eukaryota, Metazoa, Chordata, Amphibia, Anura, Bufonidae. Gene Ontology annotation, cellular component: semaphorin receptor complex. The record is from RefSeq and is a predicted model, not a curated record.
GCGGUGCGGGUGGGAGCGGCUGUCUGUCCGUCUGUCUGUUUGGGGGUCUCUGCUGAUCUGUCAUACCCUGGACCCCCUUAGCCCCCAAAAUACCGAGAUAGACCACACAAGGCAUGACAUGAUCUACUGAAUGUGGACCUGGACAAGCCGCUUAGGAUAUUGGCAUCGUGGCCCAAGAAGCUGACCUCCACAAUAAGGAUACGCCAUGGAACAGUUCAGUUGCUUUCACCUUUCUUUCCUUCUCAUAGUGUAUUCUUCUGUCAGAAGAUCAUCCACCUCCCCGUUCCCAAGCUUUGCCGUGUCGGACACAUCUCUGACUCAUCUGGCCGUGCACAAGCACACGGGUGACGUCUACAUCGGUGCUGUCAACAGAAUAUACAAGCUGUCGGAGAAUCUGACCGAGCUGCGCUCCCACUUGACUGGCCCGAUUGAAGAUAACGCCCGCUGCUACCCCCCACCUUCUGUGCGUCACUGCACCCACAAGCUGUCCCCCUCGGACAACGUCAAUAGACUCUUGUUGAUCGACUACACGGGUAAUCGGGUGGUGGCCUGCGGCAGUGUGUGGCAAGGGAUUUGCCAGUUUUUGAGGUUGGACAAUCUCUUUAAGUUGGGAGAGCCCCAUCACCGCAAGGAACACUAUUUGUCGGGGGCAAGAGAACCCGACUCCAUGACUGGAGUCAUUGUAGAACAGGAUGCCGAGCAGAGUAAACUUUUUAUCGGAACGUCCAUUGACGGUAAAUCAGAGUAUUUUCCCACCCUUUCCAGCCGCAAACUCUUGAAGAACGAGGAGAGUGAGGAGAUGUUUCGUCUGGUGUACCAGGAUGAGUUUGUGUCUUCUCAGAUCAAGGUCCCUUCCGACACGCUUUCCCUGCACCCCUCCUUUGACAUUUACUACGUGUACGGCUUUGUCAGCGGUGGGUUUGUGUAUUUCUUGACCCUACAACUGGACACGCAGCAAACGCUACUGGACGCCACUGGAGAAAAAUUCUUUACAUCCAAGAUUGUCCGCAUGUGCUCCAAAGACCCGGAGUUUUACUCUUACGUAGAGUUUCCCAUUGGAUGCACCAAGGACGGGGUAGAAUAUAGACUCGUCCAAAGCGCGUAUCUUAGCCGGCCUGGCCAAAAACUUGCCCAAGAGCUAGGGAUACCAGAAGAUGAAGAUGUCCUCUACACAGUCUUCUCUCAAGGUCAGAAGAACCGAUCCAACCCUCCCCGCGAGUCCGUCCUCUGCCUCUUCACCCUCAGCCAAAUCAACAAAAGCAUCAAGGAGCGGAUCCAGUCUUGCUACCGGGGAGAAGGAAAGCUGUCCCUGCCAUGGUUACUUAAUAAAGAGCUGAACUGCAUUAAUACGCCUAUACCCAUCCAUGAUGGCUUCUGUGGCCUGGCCUUAAACCAGCCCAUCGGUGGCCUGAAGGUGAUCGAGGGGCUUCCGCUCUUCGAGGAUAAAGCGGACGGCAUGGCUAGCGUGGCGGCUUACAGCUACCAUGGGCAUUCUGUGGUUUUCGUGGGCACCCGAGCUGGAACACUGAAAAAGAUUCGCGUAGAUAGCCCCGCAGAUGCCAUCUUGUACGACACGGCGGCCGUGGUGCCAGGGAAGCCCAUACUGAGGGACAUGGUGUUCAGCCCGGACUGGCAGUCUGUGUACAUCCUCAGCGAGAAGCAGGUCAGCCGCGUCCCCGUGGAGAGCUGCCAGAGGUAUAACACGUGCGGAGAGUGUCUGGGGUCCGGAGACCCUCAUUGCGGCUGGUGUGUCCUGCACAGCAGGUGCUGCCGAGAGAGCGAGUGUGAGCGGGCGUCCGAGCCCCACCGGUUUACCAGUGACCUGAGUCAAUGUGUCCGCCUGGAAGUGACGCCCAAUAACGCCUCCGUCAGCGUCCCGGAGCUGCAGCUCAAUCUGUCCGUGCAGAACGCCCCCGAUCUGUCGGCGGGCGUCACCUGCAUGUUUGGUGACUUGGCGGAGAGCGAGGCCGUCCUGGGAGAUGGAACCAUUCAGUGCUCGUCCCCUUCUCUGCGGGACAUUCCCGGGAUUACCGGAGGACAAGGGGCUCUGCACACCGUCCAGCUGCAUCUGAAGUCUAAGGAGACCGGCCUGAGGUUUGCCAGCACCGACUUCGUCUUCUACAAUUGCAGCGUCCUCCAGUCGUGCCUGUCCUGUGUGAGCAGCCCGUACCCCUGCCACUGGUGCAAAUAUCGCCACAUCUGCACCCACAACGCGGACGAGUGCUUCUUCCUGGAGGGGCGAGUCAACAACACGGAGGGCUGCCCGGAGAUUAUUCCCACCGGCGAGAUCCUGAUACCGGUCGGCGUGGUGCAGCCGAUCACUCUGAAGGCGAAGAAUCUCCCGCAGCCGCAGUCCGGCCAGAAGAACUACGAGUGCGUCUUCAACAUCGAGGGGAAGGUCCAGCGCGUCCCGGCCGUCCGCUUCAACAGCAGCAGCGUGCAGUGUCAGAACACGUCUUACACGUAUGAAGGGAACGAGUCCGGUGACCUGACGGUCGACUUCUCCAUCGUGUGGGACGGGCAUUUUUACAUCGACAAACCAGCGGCCUUCAAAGCUCUGCUCUACAAGUGUCCGGCUCAGCGCGACAGCUGCGGCCUGUGUCUCAAGGCAGAUCCGCGCUUCGAGUGUGGCUGGUGCAUGUCGGAAGGAAAAUGCCUCCUGCGACAGUACUGCCCCAACUCCAAGGCCAACUGGAUGCAUCUCAGCAAAAGGAACACCCGCUGUACCAACCCCCAGAUCUAUGAGAUACAUCCUCUCACCGGCCCCAGAGAGGGAGGGACACGGGUGACCAUUACAGGGGCCAACCUCGGCUUGUACUUCAGAGAGGUGUGGGUGCAAGUAGCCGGGGUGCAGUGUGCAUCCGUGCCCUCACAGUACAUCAGCGCUGAAAGGAUAGUGUGUGAGAUGGAGGAGUCGCUUGUUCCUAAACCUGCCCCUGGGGUGGUUGAGCUGUGUAUCGGAGACUGCAGCUCUGAGUACAGGACCCAGUCCGACCAGCUUUACACCUUUGUGACUCCAACUUUUCAUGAUGUGCACCCCACUCGUGGCCCGUCCUCUGGAGGUACUCGACUCGUCAUCAGUGGUAAAAACCUGGACGCCGGAAGCUCGGUGUCUGUCCUCAUCAGAGACUCCGAGUGCCGAUUUGUCAAGAGGAAUCUGCAUGAAAUUGUCUGCAUCUCGCCAGCAUCCGCUCAGGGCCCCAGCCCGGCCACCAUCACCCUGAGGAUAGAUAAGGCCAGCAUAUGGAACCGAGAUGUGAUCUACAUGUACACUGAGGACCCCACCAUCACCCGCCUGGAACCAGCAUGGAGCAUAUUCAACGGCAGCACUGCAAUCGCCGUGAGCGGGACGCAUUUACUGACCAUUCAAGAGCCCAAAGUUCGUGCCAAGUAUUCCGGCAUAGAGACGAUCAACACCUGCCAGAUAAUUAACGACACCCUGAUGGUCUGUAAGGCCCCUGGUAUCUAUCCCUCGAAUGGCGAGGUUGUUCCCGAUGACGGGGUCCCACCAGAUGAGUUUGGCUUCAUCUUGGACAAUGUGACGAGUCUCCUUACCUUGAACUUUACCUCAUUCAUCUAUUACCCCAACCCCGUGGUGGAGAUGUUUGGGUCCGGCGGGGUUCUGGAGAUCAAGCCAGGGUCACACGUCAUCCUGAAGGGAAGAAACUUGCAGCCUGCUGCCCCCGGAGGAGCCAAGCUGAAUUACACGGUGCUGAUCGGCGAUGUGCCGUGCGCCCUCACUGUGUCUGACACCCAGCUGCUGUGCGACUCCCCCAGUCAGACCGGAGAGCAUCGGGUCACUAUCCUGGUCGGCGGGAUGGAGUUCUCCCCGGGAAGCCUUCGGAUCUACUCGGACAGUUCCCUAACUCUCCCGGCCAUCGUGGGGAUCGGAGCUGGAGGAGGCCUGCUGCUUCUGGCCAUCAUUGCCGUCCUCAUUGCCUACAAGAGGAAAACGAGGGACGCCGACCGCACGCUCAAGAGGCUCCAGAUGCAGAUGGAUAACCUGGAGUCUCGGGUGGCGCUGGAGUGCAAGGAAGCAUUUGCCGAGCUCCAAACAGACAUCAAUGAGCUGACCAAUAACAUGGACGGGGUGAAGAUCCCGUUUCUGGAAUAUAAGACGUACGCCAUGCGGGUCCUGUUUCCUGGCAUAGAAGACCACCCGGUGCUCAAAGAACAGGAUAUCCCUCCUAAUGUGGAGAAGGCCCUGAGACUCUUCGGCCAGCUCCUGAAUAAUAAGACCUUCCUGCUGACGUUCAUUCACACCCUCGAAAACCAGCGCAGCUUCUCCAUGCGGGAUCGGGGGAACGUGGCCUCUCUGGUCAUGGUGUCCCUCCAGGGUCGCAUGGAGUACGCCACUGUCCUCCUCAAGCAGCUGCUCAGUGACCUGAUAGAGAAGAACCUGGAGAGUAAGAACCACCCGAAGCUAUUGCUGCGCAGGACGGAGUCAGUAGCGGAGAAGAUGUUGACUAAUUGGUUUACUUUCCUGCUGUAUAAAUUCCUGAAGGAAUGUGCCGGAGAGCCGCUCUUCAUGCUUUUCUGUGCCAUCAAGCAACAGAUGGAGAAGGGACCUAUAGACGCCAUCACUGGAGAAGCCCGAUACUCGCUUAGUGAAGACAAGCUCAUCCGCCAGCAGAUUGACUACAAAGUCCUGACCCUCAGCUGCAUUUGUCCAGACAGUGAGAAUGGUACAGAGAUCCCGGUGAAGGUCCUCAACUGCGACACGGUGACCCAGGUGAAGGACAAGCUGCUGGAUGCUGUUUACAAGGGAAUUCCCUACACCCAGAGGCCGAAGGCUGAAGACAUGGACCUAGAAUGGCGUCAGGGACGCAUCACCCGCAUUGUUCUUCAGGAUGAGGACGUCACUACCAAAAUCGAGUGUGAUUGGAAGAGGCUGAACACACUGGCGCAUUACCAGGUACGGGAAUCUUGUUCUUACCCCUCUAAUCUACCAGGUGUUCCCCUUCGUCUCCAUUUUAGUCAUGCCCUGUACUUCUCUCAGGUCACAGACGGUUCUACCGUGGCUCUGAUUCCCAAGCAGGUGUCCGCCUACAACAUCACUAACUCAUUCACCUUCACACGCUCCCUCAGCCGGUACGAGAGUCUACUACGGACCUCAAGCAGCCCCGAUAGCCUGCGCUCCCGAGCCCCGAUGAUCACGCCCGACCAGGAGACCGGCACCAAACUCUGGCACCUGGUCAAAAAUCACGACCACACGGACCAUAAGGAGGGCGACCGGGGCAGCAAGAUGGUUUCGGAGAUCUACCUUACCCGCUUAUUGGCUACUAAGGGAACCUUGCAGAAGUUUGUGGAUGACCUGUUUGAGACGGUGUUCAGCACAGCGCACAGGGGCAGCGCCCUCCCGCUCGCCAUCAAGUACAUGUUUGACUUUUUGGACGAGCAGGCCGAUCGAAGGCAGAUUACAGACCCAGACGUCCGGCACACGUGGAAAAGCAACUGCUUGCCGCUCCGAUUUUGGGUGAACGUCAUAAAGAACCCGCAGUUUGUCUUCGAUAUCCACAAGAGCAGCAUCACCGACGCCUGCCUGUCCGUGGUGGCCCAGACCUUCAUGGACUCUUGUUCCACCUCCGAACACCGGCUCGGCAAAGACUCGCCAAGUAACAAGCUGCUCUACGCCAAGGACAUCCCGAACUACAAGACUUGGGUGGAGAGGUAUUACAGAGACAUCAACAAGUUGGCGGCCAUCAGCGACCAGGAUAUGGACGCCUACCUGGUGGAGCAAUCCCGGCUGCACGCCAACGAGUUCAACUCGCUCAGCGCUCUCAGCGAGCUCUUCUUCUAUGUGAACAAGUACCGGGAAGAGAUCCUCACCUCCCUGGAUCGCGAUUCUUAUUGCCGGAAGCACAAGCUGCGGCAGAAGCUGGAACAAGUUAUUAACAUGGUCUCCAGUAACAGCUGAAUCAUGUGAAAAGCCCCCUCUCUGUCCCUUCUUGUUCCCUCAACCUCCACUACCCCCGGACCCCAAGAUGAAUCAGAAACUGAUAGGUAGGGGCCCGACUGGAGGCCGACAUUACCACAAGGUGACGGGCAAACGUGCAAAAGCUAUGGCACUGCCGCAGAGACUCAACACGAGCCGCCGAUGGGACCUGUGCGACCAGUGCCUGAAUCCUAUACCCAGGUCAACAGCAGAUUAUCACCAGCCAUGGCACGGCGCGUCCCAUGGCAUGCCCGCCUCCUCUAUUCUCCUGUGUCCGCGUGACAAGGUGCCCGUCUUUCAGUGCCUUGUGCUUUGGGAGAAGCAGAGCAAGUGACUGCACACCGCUGUAAUAAUAAUUGCUGACCACUGGGUGGUGCCAGUGCGCACAACAAGGUGCAAGCUCUGCCUGACUCCUUAAAGGGACCGCGUCCUCACCCACCACCACCACCCCCUCCUCUGGUCCCUAGACUGCCGAUCAGGAGCAGAGACCCAGUGAGGACAUUCUGGAUUUGGUGAAGCCAUAUGACUCAGAGGGACACCUGCCCCCUCCCCCACCCCUGUGUUUGUGACGAUCCACUAAUAAUCUCAGUGCACUAUUGUACCCCCCGGUUUAUUGCUGCUCCUCAUAUGUGUUUUCAGUGCAUCCCCUUCCCGAGCAGGUGGAGCUACUACAUAUCUGUGACGUGAAACGAGGGGAUCCCGAAAUUAGGUUUCCUAGGUAGGAGGGACCCCCGUUAUGUUAAUGAGAUUUUGUGCCAUGCGAUACCAGUGCCGUUUUGUUUGCAGGUGGAUGCGAGCGGGCGUGCGGUUUUCCCACAUCCCCCUCCCCCCUCCUUUGUAAAUCAUGUCCUGUGGAAAGAGCGGAGUCGGGAAACGCGUCGGGUGGCAGAGAGGGAUUGGCAGCCGGCAGUAGCCUUUUAUGUUCUUCUGCCGUGCCUCCUGAUUUUUAACCCUCCGCGUUCGUUCCGGGCUCUUGUUUAGUUUUAGUUUUUUUUAGACCUUGCUUUUUAUAUUUAAUUUUAUUUAUUUAAUUUAUUCCUCCAGUGUUUUAUAAGAGAACCCGUCCGAGGCGCGAAUGUGCGAGUGCGAUUGUGAGGUGACGCGCCCCCCCCCCUCCCCCGUGGUGUGAGGUGUUACAUGGUAGGGAGCGUUCACUGCCAUGAGCUUGAGUGCGUGUGAUCAGCCCCCCCUAACCCCACUCCAAGAACCCAGUCAGGACUGCCAGCCAAUUGCUUGCGCCACCCCAGCGGGGGGGGGCACAAACCAAAGCAUCUACUAGAAAGCAAUAAGGAUCCACCAGGAACCCACACGCUGGCAUCUCAUUGCUUGUUAGCAACACCCCCCUCCCCCACCUGGGCAGUCGCCGCCUAGCCGCCCAUUUUGAUACCCAUUGACGCUUAUCACAUUUGGUUUUGUCAUUGUGCCAGGCCUUUCCUGCUGCUUCCCCCACCCUCUAUGGCUGUGUGACAUACCGCGUCUGUCUGCCACCCUCAUGCCCGUCACCAGGUUGCACCCGUAGGUACCUGAAUGCCCUCCGCCCCCCCCCCCCCCCUCCUCUCCCUGGGUGAUGGGUACAUGACUGCCAAUGUUCUUUGUUGCCAAACUGGAAACAUUCCAUAGUCGUGUUGGUGCGUGCGUGUGUGUGUGUGUGUGCGUGCACCUACCCGGCGAUACCUCGCUCGCGCAGGGUUCCCUCCGUAUGUAAAUAUGAAGAAGCAUAUAUAUACAUAUAUAUAUAUAUUUUGUAAAUCUGUGCCACUGUCCUGUAUCCCCUCCCCCCUCCUCAUCCUCCAUAACCCCCUUCACUGUCCGUAACCAUUUCUGCCGGAAGGAAUGGCGACCUGCUGGGAUGUGUUCUUGUCCAGCAUCCAAGGAGUUAAAAAAAAUAAAAAAUCACCAUUAAAUGAAGGGAUUUAGGUGCCUUAGUAACAUACUCCACCCCAUGGGAUCUGAUACAGAGGCGACACCAUGACACGUGCAGGGUCCACAGUUUUUAUCAGCACUUUACGUCUACGGUGGCAGCGGAUCCGAUACUGUGAGCAUGGCGGUUUUAUUUAAUGAUGGAUUUUGCUUUUGUUUUUUUUGUUGUUUUUUUUUUAUUUACAAAAUAAAUGAAUUCAAACUGA